AGCACGCAAGAAUUUUGGCAGUAAAUUGGGAACAACAUUGUACAGACUUGGUGCUGCAUCAAAAGAAAUCCAUAGACAAGUCAAAGGACAAAAGUCUGUUAAAUUUUUAGUUCAAAUGGCUGCGAAGCUUAUUGAGAGAAUCAACUAA
This is a messenger RNA of Ambispora gerdemannii, 148 nucleotides long. The record is from the annotation of a GenBank genome assembly. NCBI's taxonomy places the organism in Eukaryota, Fungi, Glomeromycota, Glomeromycetes, Archaeosporales, Ambisporaceae.